AUGCUGCCCUUCGGCAUCAAUGCCGCCAUAUUGAAGUCCCGACUUGACAAUGGGGUAGCAGAUAAACCACCAAUGGGAUGGAACACCUAUAACCACUACUCUUGUUCCCCAAACGAGACAAUUGUCCGCUCAAACGCGAAAGCCUUGGUUGAUCUCGGCUUGGAAAAACUUGGCUACCGCUACGUGACAACGGAUUGCGGAUGGACUGUCGCCGAUCGCCUAGCAAAUGGAUCAUUAACUUGGAACGAAACGCUGUUUCCAAGUGGAUUCCCUGCGCUUGGGGAGUAUAUCCAUGAUUUGGGGUUGUUGUUUGGUGUUUAUGAGGACGCGGGUAUCAAGACUUGCAAUACGGGAAUUGAUCAGGCGGGCAGUCUGGAUCACGAGAAGCAAGAUGCUGCGACUUUCAUAUCCUGGAAUGUCGACUCGCUGAAAUAUGACAACUGCUAUUCCGACGAAACCACUGGAUACCCCAACACGAAUUAUGCGCCGACUGUCUCACCACGGCUCCGUUACACAAACAUGUCCGACGCAUUAGCAGCCCAGAGCCGCAAAGUCCUAUUCCAAAUCUGCGAAUGGGGCCUCGACUUUCCCGCACUCUGGGCCCCAUCACUAGGCCAUACAUGGCGUAUCGGCAACGACAUCAUUCCGGCAUGGCGAAGUAUCUUCCGAACACUCAACCAAGCAGUACCGCAGACAUCAUUCGCAGGGCGUGGCCAAUGGCCCGACCUCGACAUGUUGGAAGUCGGCAACAGCAUUUUCACAACGCCCGAGGAGCAAACUCACUUCUCAAUGUGGGCUAUUCUGAAAAGCCCGCUUGUGAUUGGAGCUGCAUUGAAGGAUGAUUUGACUGAGAUUAGCGAGGCGUCUCUUUCCAUUCUAUCGAAUAAGGAUGUCAUUGCCUUUAAUCAGGAUUCUCUGGGUCAGAGUGCCAGUCUUCGGCGUCGUUGGACUGAGCAGGAAUAUGAGGUUUGGAGCGGACCAUUGUCUGAAGGCAGAACUGUUGUGGCCUUAAUUAACUGGGCUGAUGAAGCGCGGAAUUUGACUUUGAAUCUCCCAGAUGUCGGUCUUCAGUCUGCAGGCACUGUCAAGAAUAUCUGGAAAGGUAAGACUAGCAGCAAUGUGAAAACGUCCUACACGAGCUCUGUUGAAGCUCACGGUGUGAUGCUCCUGGAGCUGGGGGAUACAAAUCAAGCGGGCGUGUACUCGAGCAAGAAAUUCGGAGCUCAGAAAGGGAACGAGCUUACGUUCGAUUCGAUCUACGCAAAUACGACAAGCGCCAAUCAUAGCAUCUCUAUCGUGUUCUCUAAAGCAGCAACUGCGACUGGAAGCCUUCAAGUACAGUCAUCUUCGGGUUCAAAGUCAAUCAAAAUCCCAGUUGCCGAAUCCGCUGAAAGCGUCACUUCCACCAUAUCUCUGGUGUCAGGAUCAUCGAACAAGAUUACAAUUCAAUCCACAGUCUCAAUCGAUUCCAUUCGUAUCGAAGCUCUAUCGAGCUUCUACUAUCCUUGCACUUCAUUCACUUUGAGCGGUUCCGCAGCAUUUGCGACAUGCGAUAAUGGCUUUUGUCUUCCAGUGGGGUCCAAAAUUGGAUACCUCGACGCCAAGUCUACUGCCAGUGCCACGAUUCAAGCAACUGUAUCCACCGCCAGUACAGUGUUGAAGUAUAUCGAAGUCGACUUCAUCAACAAUGACAUUGCUCUGGCGACAAGUUGGGGCUUUGGAUCGAACUCGAGAAACAUGACAAUCACGCUGAACGGUGGAGAUCCAGUUCGGCUUGAGGUUCCUUUAACUGGUCGCCACAGUGAGCUGUUUGGACCGGGGUUGGGUUGGUGGGAUAGUUCGACACUCGGUAUCGUGAUUGACGGUUGGAAGGAUGGUAAUAAUGCAGUGGUGAUUGGAAGUGAGGUCGCUGGUGAUGUGUCCCAGUCUUAUGGUGCAGACUUCGUUGGUCUUCGGCUGUAUAACUGA
Penicillium antarcticum is the source of this 1968-nucleotide messenger RNA. RefSeq lists its product as uncharacterized. The coding region runs from base 1 to 1968 and encodes 655 amino acids. Gene Ontology annotation, biological process: carbohydrate metabolic process. The record is from RefSeq and is a predicted model, not a curated record. The transcript has 5 exons. Gene Ontology annotation, molecular function: hydrolase activity, hydrolyzing O-glycosyl compounds. NCBI's taxonomy places the organism in Eukaryota, Fungi, Ascomycota, Eurotiomycetes, Eurotiales, Aspergillaceae.